AUGAUGAACUUAAAAAUCCAGUGCAUUCUAGUUUUCUUCUCUUUUUAUGUGCAAGAGGGAUUGUCAGGGGAUUAUGAAGCACGCCUUGGAGCAAAUAUUCUUUUACAGAGAGUAAAACGUCAAAGCAAACCAACAAAACCAGUGCUGAAGGUGACAGACUACCAUGUCAGGUGUUCAGUGGUGUCCCGCUAUGCUGUUACCACAGUCCAGAGUUCAGUAUGGAACCAGCUCCCCAUCAUCAAGGAAGCCGCCUUUGAGGUGGACUUGCCCUCCUCUGCGUUCAUCUCUAACUUCACCAUCACCUCUAAUGGCAAGGUGUAUGUGGCCCAGGUGAAGGAAAGAGCUGCUGCCAGGAAAAUAUACGACGCCGCUAAGAAGCAAGGAAAAACAGCUGGACUUGUCGCUACCAAAGAGAGGGAGAUUGAGAAGUUUCGUGUGGCAGUGAGCGUGCCGUCAGGAGCUCGGAUGUCCUUCUCUCUGUCCUACGAAGAGCUGUUACCCCGGCGACUAGGCCGCUACGAGCUCAGUUUGGGUCUGAGGCCUGGGCAGGCCGUGCAGAACCUGACGUUAGAUGUAGGUAUAACAGAGCGGACGGGCAUCAGUUUCAUCAAAGUCCUUCCUCUCAAGACAACCCGACUGCUCUCCAACACCGCAAAAGGUGAUUCAGACGCCCCUCCCUCCACUCACGUCGAGCGGAGUGCUGGUUGUGCUCGAGUUCACUACAGUCCCAACCUGCAGCAGCAGAACAGCGUCUCCGCCAAGGGUCUGGAUGCAGACUUCAUCAUUCAGUAUGACGUGGACCUCAGGGACCUCAUAGGUGAUGUCCAGGUGUAUGAUGGCUACUUUGUGCAUUAUUUCGCACCCAGAGGGCUUCCUGUGGUUCCUAAGGAUGUUAUAUUUGUCAUUGAUAUCAGUGGCUCAAUGAUAGGCACCAAGAUAAAACAGACCAAGCAGGCCAUGAGCACCAUCCUCGGGGACCUUAGAGAGGGAGACCACUUCAACAUCAUCACUUUCUCAGACAAAGUUCACACUUGGAAGAAAGGACGGACAGUGCGGGCGACUCGGCAGAAUGUACGAGACGCCAAAGACUUUGUGAAGAGGAUCAUUGCAGAAGGAUGGACCAAUAUCAAUGCAGCUCUGCUUUCAGCCGCCCAGCUCGUAAACCCUCCAUCCUCUGGCUCUUCCAGCCACCUCUCAUCUCGUCGUGUCCCCCUGGUAAUUUUCCUUACUGAUGGGGAAGCCACCAUUGGGGUAACAGCUGGUGAAACCAUCCUCAGUAAUGCCAAGAAGGCCUUAGGCUCCGCCUCUCUAUUUGGUCUCGCCUUUGGAGAUGACGCAGACUUCCUCCUCCUGAAACGCCUGGCUCUGGAUAACCGGGGCGUAGCUAGGAUGGUGUACGAGGAUGCAGAUGCAGCCUUGCAGCUGAAGGGCUUCUAUGAUGAAGUAGCCAGCCCUUUGCUAUCAGACAUCCAGCUGUCCUACCUGGACGAUCAGGCGUUCGACGUCUCCCGCACCCUGUUCCCGAACUACUUUCAAGGCUCUGAGUUGGUUGUGGCUGGGAGGGUUAAACCAGGGGUCAAAGAUUUAAAGGUGUCAAUGUCCGCCACUGACUCAAAGCAACAUGUCAGGCUGGAGAAUGAUGUUUUGAUUUCUCAUGCAAAGGUGAAUCAGAGUGCAGAUUCACUGGAGUGUUCAAGUGGUGUAGAAGGUAUCUCCAGCUUUGUGAAACGCCUCUGGGCGUAUUUCACCAUCAAGGAGCUGCUACUGGCCAAACUGAACAGUACUGACCCUGCAACUCAGAGGCUACUCACAGACAAGGCCACAAAUCUCUCCCUCAAAUAUAACUUUGUGACACCAGUCACCUCUUUAGUUGUAGUUAAGCCAGAUGCAGACGAAGCAGCUCAAACUCCGACCACUGUAAAACCCACGGCAGCAGCCACCACGACCACAACAGCAACGACUACUGCUACUGCCAAAAUGUCAGCCGCUGGUGCUGCAAAGAAGCCCAGCCCACCUUCUCACCCCAGGUCGAACAAAACCAGACCAGGCCCUCCUCAGCCACCUCCAAAGACACCACAAACCAAAAAAAGCUCAUCAUCAACUUCCCCGGCAAAAACAGUGGCUUCACCGUCCAAGAAAACAACCACAACCUCAAGUCCCAGCUCAGUUAAAACUGCCCCAGCACCAUUAUCUGGUAAAAAGCCCACUCCUUCCCAAAAUGAUUCUAAAACUGCUUCUCCUCCUCCUGCCGGAAAGAUAUCCACAUCUGUGCUAAAUGCUCUAAAAACAGCGCCACCACCUGCACCCGGAAAAGUCUCCACCCCCCAGCCCAACGCCAUGAAAACAACCACUCCCUCUGUGCCAACAUUCUCCACCACACCUUUAGUCAGUUCAGUCAGAACCGACGCUGUGCCCCUGCCUGGCAAACACCUAACCCCACAGCCCAGCACAGACAGGACAGAUCUCCCUCCUGUCAAAGUGACAGCGCCCUCCACAGAGGCGGAGAACAGGAGCACAUCUGCUCCAGAUGUUCCCCAGCCUGGAAUCAUCACCGCUCUGCCUGAGGUGUCAUCUCCGCUCAUCUCUCCCACCCCGGCACCGGCACCAGCAGUGAAAGACAACCAGACGAACGCAGGCGACGACACAGACCUCAGCAUCGCCACCCUGGUGUCUGCCACCUUCGCUCCCAUGCCUGGUGUAACAGAUGGGCCGAGACUGUGGGAGGCAGCAGGGCUUCUGGAUGUCUCUACUUCCAUUCAGAUUCAGAGGAAAGAUAUUGACCUUGUGAAAGACUAUGAAGCUACUUACGACUAUGACUACGAUCUCAACUAUGAUGCCUGGGAUGACACUGCUGACACAGGAUCAUUUGUGCUUGGGAAUGAGGAGGACUGUCCUUUAGCUGAAUGUCUUGUGCUUUUAGAAUCUCCAUCUGGACUGAGGACCAUGAGGGUCCUCUCCUCCUCAGUUGAUGGAGAUCCACAUUUUGUGGUCCAGCUGCCAAAGCUGCAUCAGAACCUGUGUUUCACAGUGGACGGCAGGGCCAAUGACAUCCUCAGACUGUUAGAGGACCCAGAGAGAGGGACCAUUGUGGAUGGCCACCUGAUAGGGGCUCCCUCAAAGCACUGCGCUGAAGACCGCCCCCGAACCUACUUCGACCACCUCACCAUCUCCACAGCCACAGGCGGCUCUGGGGACAUUAUGAUCACAGUCUCAUUGGACACUGUCGUGGUGGAAGGUGAAGGGCGAGAUGUCCUUCCCAUCAAUCAGCAGGGAUCUGUGACGAGGCAGGGUGUGACGGUUGCCGUGGACAACCAUCGGAGCUGCUGGAUUGACCUGGCCAGGGACGUGCGGUUCCUGGUCCUGUUCCACCACUAUAAACAUCCCAGUUACCUACAGAUGGCUCACCUGGGCUUUUACAUCGCCGAUGGACGGGGGCUGUCUCCAUCAACCCAGGGCCUACUGGGCCAGUUUCAACAUGCUGACAUGAGUGUAACCGUGGUGAAGGAUCAUGUGAACGGAGGCGCUCACCGCGCAAACAAGGAAGCAGUUUUAGCCAGGGGGGUCCUGAGGUGGGGAUCAGAGCACAUGCCGGUCACCUUGCAAGACAAGACACUGAAAGACACGGUGCGGAAACGCCACCUGGGCAAGUGCUGGGUGGUGCCCAAGGCAGAGAUAGAGAGACUUCUGGGUCAUCCAUAUGAGAGCUACGUGGUGGGUCGUGUGUAAUUCUAGCUGAGUCAGCUCCGCCUUGGUGCCUCACUGCAGGUCACAGCAAUUAAGGCGGCAUGGUUAUUGGACAAAGAAUGAACGAGAACUGGGACUCCACAAGGCUAAAAUGACAUGUUGCCACAGUCUCUGAAUGAGGUUGUCAAAUAUUUUGUAAGGAGCAGUGACACACAGGUGUGGUUACAAAAGAGAAAAGAGGGGGUGGCAGAUUAGAGACUACAGUGGGGAAAAAAAAAGCUGUAAAUGAAGGAAUAAUGAGGACGUAUAGUUCGGCAAAUACAGUGAAGGACUGAAUGAUCCCUUUGUGCCUUCGCCUGAAUUUGAAUGGGACUCAAGCUCUGUGUUCUGUAUCUAUGACAGAGACUCAAUGUUCUGCUGGUCGCAUGGCAACCACAAAAUGUCCAUUUGUGCUGCAGCAAUCUGCUCUUACUCCAAAAUGUCUUGUACACUAACUAACUGUUCACAACUUCAAAGAUAUUUAUCAGAUUAUUCUUAGUUUCUUCUAUUUCAGAGUAAUGUGUAAUUAUUAAAACUAUCAUUCUGUAAGUUGUAUUUUUAGUACAAGUGUAUAUAAAAUACUAUUGUAUGUAUGUAUGUGAAGACAAUCCUCCCACAGGAGGUUACUCAUCCGGAUGUAGUGAUUGAAUCAUCAAAAAGAAACACAAAACAAAAUCGGGGGCCUUC
This is a messenger RNA of Toxotes jaculatrix (banded archerfish), 4410 nucleotides long. RefSeq names its product inter-alpha-trypsin inhibitor heavy chain family member 6 (gene itih6). Gene Ontology annotation, biological process: hyaluronan metabolic process. The record is from RefSeq and is a predicted model, not a curated record. Bases 1 to 3726 code for a protein of 1241 amino acids. Lineage: Eukaryota; Metazoa; Chordata; Actinopteri; Toxotidae. Gene Ontology annotation, molecular function: serine-type endopeptidase inhibitor activity. The transcript is spliced from 17 exons.